This is a messenger RNA of Helicoverpa zea (corn earworm), 1081 nucleotides long. RefSeq names its product V-set and immunoglobulin domain-containing protein 1-like. Bases 78 to 965 code for a protein of 295 amino acids. The transcript is spliced from 7 exons. The record is from RefSeq and is a predicted model, not a curated record. Lineage: Eukaryota; Metazoa; Arthropoda; Insecta; Lepidoptera; Noctuidae.
GCGGGCGGCGGCGCGCGCGCGCAGUCUGUCGCCGUCCCGCGCGCGCAGUCUGUCGCCGUCCCGCGCCCGCUGCCGCCAUGUCCGCGCGCGCCGCGUGCUCGCUGCUGCUGUGCCUGGUGGCAGGCAGUCUGCAAUUAUCAAUAAAAGAGUUUGUGGUGCCAAAGGCAGUAGAAGUCGGGCAGGAUGCAGAGCUGCUCUGCCAGUACGAGUUGGGGGAGAACGAGACGGAGGUCGCGCUCUACGUCAAGUGGUGGUGGACUCCCCAGUCGGGCUCCAGCUACGACAGGAAGCAGAUCUACCAGCGCAUAGCGGGCCAAGCCGCAGAGGCCAUCCACCACGACAAUACUAGCCAAAUUGAAAUAAGAAAUGAUGAUACUAUCGUGUUACUGGAUGUAAACCCCGUGGAUUCGGGGACAUACGAGUGUGAAGUGUCGAAUAUUGAAGAGAUAAGAAAUCACGAGAAGCUCAUUGUAUUCUCAAUGGGUACAGGCCCUGAAAUAAAUUAUACGUUAAUUGAGGGAGACAAUGAUGUAGAAGAAGACAUGUUAUUAAUAGAAUGCAAAGCUGAAAAUGUUGCGCCGUCACCAGAUAUGGCUAUUAUCUUUCAGGGGGGAAAAAUUGACAUAUCCAAAAAUGUCGAAGACGUUAAUCAAGAUGGCUUGUACGACAUUUCUGGAAAUGCCACUGUAAGUGCGAAAGAUAUAGAUGAAGGCGAGAUACGCUGCGAGCUCUUCUACACCACUUUAGAUCAUCCACCCUACGUCGACGUCGAAACGUAUAUCCGACCAGGCCGCGACGCGCCGCCCACUGCGCAGCCGGCGCAGAACGCGACCGAGCCGGAACCUACGCACGAGUCCUUGCAAAACUCCAGUGACGAUGCUGGUCGGGUUCACAGUACAUGGACGCUACUACUGUUUGCCGGUGCUGCGACGUAUUUACAAGCCACCCAGACCUUUCGAUUGUGAUACUAAUUACUACGUAACAAUGCUUUAACUUUCCUAUUAAGUACCUGUAUAAUAUCUCAAAUUAUUUUAUAAAAAUAUUACUUGCUAUUGUUGCAAAUAAAUUGCUCUAACUAAAA